AACUUGCCGCCCACCUAACGUCAUCCAUCUCGACCCCACAUUGCUGAAUAGAUCGACAUGACCCUUCCACCACUAUUCUCACGACUCCGCACCAUUCAAUCUCAUCUCCGAACUACAAUCGUAACCACAACGACAAUUGCAAAGAUGGCGUACUCAACCAACACCUCGCGUUACAAGCUGAGCCACACGAUGCUGCGGGUGAAGGAUCCCAAAGUCAGCAUCAAGUUCUAUUCCGAGAACUUCGGUAUGAAAUUGAUCCACAAGCUCCACUUCGACGACGUCAAGUACUCGCUGUACUUCCUCGCCUUCGACAGCCCCAAGUCCGAGAGCGGCGGCAACCACUGGAACGACCGCGAGUCCGUGCUGGAGCUCACGCACAACCACGGCACGGAGGACGACCCGGACUUCAAAGUCGCCUCGGGCAACUCGGACCCGGGCCGGGGUUUCGGCCACAUCUGCUUCUCCGUCGACAACAUCCAGGCGGCGUGCUCCCACCUCGAAUCAAACUCCGUCCGCUUCCAGAAGAAGCUUUCCGACGGCAGGAUGAAGGAUAUCGCCUUCGCCCUGGAUCCGGACGGGUACUGGAUCGAGCUCAUUGGGCAGGCGGGCAGCGACCCUGAGGCUACCACCACGGAUCUCGAGACGUAUAGGUUCAACCACACUAUGAUCCGCGUGAAGGAUGUGGAUAAAUCUCUCAAUUUCUACAGGAGCGUCCUGGGAAUGAGUCUGCUGCGCACGAUGGAGAACCCAGACAGCAAGUUCAACCUGUACUUCCUCGGCUACCGUCGGCCAGGCGAGGAUGGAGAUUUAACGAGGGAGCAGCUGGCGGGGCGGGAGGGCCUGCUCGAACUGACUUGGAACUACGGCACGGAGAACGAUCCUAACUUUGCCUACCACAACGGCAACACUAAUCCGCAGGGCUUCGGCAAUGUGUGCAUCUCCGUCGACAACGUCCAAGACGCUUGCGCGCGAUUCGAGGAUCUUGGUGUCAGCUGGAGGAAGCGCCUCAAUGAGGGCCGCGUAAACACCGUGGCUUUCAUCCUGGAUCCAGAUAACUACUGGAUUGAGGUCAUGCAGAAUGGAGCGCUCAAGAAGAGUGAUGCCGCGCCGUAAAUGUUGGCUUGGUCCGUACUUGCACAAAGAGAUUCAUAUGUGUGAUGAUUCUGUAUUUCCUUUGGUGCAUAGCAGUAAAUAUCAUGUGCCACAAACCCAUAUGACCGGGACUUGUGGAAACUUUACUCGCGUGCGAAUGCUACGCUCUGGU
Molecule: messenger RNA, 1264 nt
Organism: Tricharina praecox
Lineage: Eukaryota; Fungi; Ascomycota; Pezizomycetes; Pezizales; Pyronemataceae
Product: lactoylglutathione lyase
Exons: 7
Coding region: 58-1113 (351 amino acids)
Molecular function (GO): metal ion binding; lactoylglutathione lyase activity
Source: RefSeq, a predicted model, not a curated record